Nezara viridula (southern green stink bug) is the source of this 498-nucleotide messenger RNA. The record is from the annotation of a GenBank genome assembly. NCBI's taxonomy places the organism in Eukaryota, Metazoa, Arthropoda, Insecta, Hemiptera, Pentatomidae.
AUGGAUUGCUGCUUUCUUCCCACCGUCAAACUAUGUACUGGUAGAGCCGAUAAAGUUGUCUUCUUUGGGAAUCCAAUUCUACAUCUACUUUUUCCUUCAGUGCAUACGGGACAUCACGGCUGCGAUUUAAAACUGGCUUGGCAUUCUCAGGAAGAUGUAGACUACAAAUUGAUAAGGUUUCAAAAUAGCUUGCGGAGCACCCUCCGGUCUCCUUCAUUGGUAACUCACGUAAGGACUUAUUGCGAUGCAUCUUCCAUCCAUGGCGUUAGGUACAUCGCCGAGUCCAGCAGGCCCUUUUUUGAAAGAUUCUUGUGGGUUGUCAUCCUCGUGGUCUCAUUUAUACUUUCUGGAUAUUACACCGUGGCAGUCUGGGAAGAAACUCCGAUAGCAGUGGUUGAGAUAGAAGGUGCUCACGACAACUCAAGGAUACCUUUUCCAGCCGUCACUAUAUGCAGCAAUGCUAAGAUGUCCAGGGCUGCCAAUGCAGGAAAAUCGUAA